Messenger RNA from Suncus etruscus (white-toothed pygmy shrew), 3487 nucleotides. It is a transcript of the gene TANGO6, whose product is annotated as transport and golgi organization 6 homolog. The record is from RefSeq and is a predicted model, not a curated record. The coding region runs from base 3 to 3284 and encodes 1093 amino acids. The transcript is spliced from 18 exons. Gene Ontology annotation, biological process: protein secretion. NCBI's taxonomy places the organism in Eukaryota, Metazoa, Chordata, Mammalia, Eulipotyphla, Soricidae.
UCAUGGCCGACCCUCCACCGGACCCGGGCCCCCGGGCUCUGGAACCGUGUGAUCUGCAGCGGAUUAUGGAGGCUUUGAAAUUGCUGCUGAGCCCAGGAGGCUCAAGUUCAUUACAGAUCACAAAACAUGACAUCCUAUUGGCUACAUUAGCAUCUAACCUGUCGUCUCUGGAGGACCAGUUCCGGGGGAAUCCACACUGGGAGAAGCUGAGGGUCCUGAGAGAGGAAGUUUCUGCCAAAGCCAAAUGGCCCCAGACCUCUGCGGAUGUCACCUGGACCUUCACCGCUCAGACCUUGCUGCUGCUGCUGUGUCUGAAGGAGACGCUGCUCCAACUGGCAGCUGGUUUUCAGCCUGGGAGACCCAACCUCAGGACCCCAGAAGCUGCCCCUGCCCUGAGCCCCGACACUCUUAGCAUCUCCCAACAGCAGACUGUCCAGUCAGUACUACAGUUUGUCAUCACUCUGGGGCUCUGCCCCUACCUCAUGCCUGGGGUUGGGAUCCCAUGGAGAUGCCGGAGCGAAUUUGGGGCCGUUGUUCAGGCUGUGGUGCGCCCUGAAGUGGCCCCCGCUGCCGCCCGGAGACUCCACACCAGCUGCCACGUCCUCCUAAAUGUGGCUCAGCACACGGCGCUGGGCAGCUUGAUUUUCUGCCGCCACUUGGGAGAUGUGUUAGCAUGUCUGUGCCAAGUGGGGUUCUGCCCCACCAACAGGAAGUCACUCACCCCCAAGGAAGAGGUGUUGACCGAAGAGGAAAGAGCCCUCUCGAAGCAGACCUUGAGAGAUGUCUUGGACCAAGUGUAUCAGCCUUUAGCGGUUCGCGAAUUGCUGAUCCUCCAGGGAGGACCACCCCAGUCCAGCCGAGAUGUGAAGACCCAGCCUGGGUGUCAGGCACCAGCUUGGCUUCGGCGUCUGUGUGGGCAGCUGCUCUCUGAAAGACUGAUGAGGCCCAGUGGGGUUCAGGCUGUGGUCCGGGGCAUUUUGGAAGGAGCAGGUGCUGGAGCAGCUGGAGGCAGUGAUGCUGAUGCUACAGCUGCUGAUUGGAAGAAAUGUGACUUGAUUGCAAAGAUUUUGUCCUCCUGUCCCCAGCAGACCUUGUCACCAGAGAGUUACUACAGGGACAUCUGCCCACAGAUUCUGGAUCUAUUUCACUUUCAAGACAAAUUGACAGCUCGGCAGUUUCAGAGAGUUGCUACAACAACUUUUCUAACUUUGGCCAGAGAAAAACCAGAAUUGGCAGCCAAGUAUUUGCUCCAACCAGUGCUUGCACCACUUCACCGUUGCUUAAAUACCGCAGAGAUUCCAGAGAGUGCCUUAAUACCAGGAUCCAUUCUGGUAACAGAGGAAGAACUUGGUCGAUGUAUUGAAGAUCUGUUUAAGGUGUCCGUAGUGGGGAACGAGCCUGUUCCUGUGUUGGUGGACUCGCUGUUUCUCGUCCUGCCUGCACUCUUCUUGCUCCACUCCUUUGCCUCUCAGAGCGUGUCUCACCUCAGGUCACCUUGCCAGGAGAUCAUCUUAUGGACUCUGGAGAAGCUGGACAGGAAGAAAGCCAUUGCCAGUCUGAAAGGCUUCGUGGGGCUGGACAGAUCCCUGCCCUCUCUCAACUCUCUGUGUCACUUCACAGCUGCCCCUCAAGGUGGCAUUAUGGUCACCGUCAAAGAGGCUAUUUGUGAGGAAGAUGAAGAUGAAGUUCUGUACCGGAAGGUGUCCUCAGAGCAGUGCCGGGCAGAGCAGCUGGGGGACCUGCUGGCCCACUGCCACAAAAGCGGCUUGGCGGGCGACUUCUUCAUCUUCUGCUUGCAGGAGUUGACCUGUGUGGCCAUGGAGAAUGGAGUAGAAUCAGAAACGAAGCCAUACUCUGGCCAGAGCCUUCUGGAAUUAGAGCAGCACCAAGCCCAACUGGUGGAAAGCCAAGAGCGGAAGCUGCGAGUCUUGCAGCUGGUGACGGUUCUGUGUGAGUCGGUGUCGGAGCAGAUCUUCAUUAACAUCGCUCAGGUUGUGGACUUUGUGGCAGCAACACUGCAGCGAGCCUGUGCCAGCGUGGCCCAGAAGGCAGAGAGCACGGUGGAGUCCCAGACCCUGAGCAUGGCCAUGGGGCUGGUGGCUGUGUUGCUGGGAGGAGCCGUUCAGGUGAAGUCCAGUGAUUUCGCCAUCCUGAAGCGGCUGGUACCUCUGCUGGAAACAGUAUCCAACACUUACCCCGACCCGGUCAUCCAGGAACUGGCUGUGGACCUCCGCAUCACCAUCUCCACCCACGGUGCCUUCUCCACUCAGACUGUCCACGCUGCUGCCAAGGGCACCCAGAACAAGAAGAAUCCAGAAGGGAAGGGCGGAGAAGAGCCCCAAGCUGGCCAGGCACGACAUGUGGCUGAGUCUCCUGGCCGCCCCCCAGAACAGCAGAGCCCUGAGAAGUGCAGCCUGUCCAGCCCAAGAGCUAGAGCUGAGCCCCAUUCUCAAGGGCCUGGGGUGCCCAAGCCCACUUUGGACCAGAAAUCUACUAGCAGAGGCUCUGAAGAGCUCCAGGAACUUCUUAUAUCUGCUUACGAUCCUCAGAUCCCUACCCGGGCUGCUGCUCUGAGGACUCUGUGCCGCUGGAUAGAGCAGAGGGAAGAAAAAGCCCUUGAGAUUCAGGAGAAGCUUCUGAAGGUAUUCUUGGAGAACUUGGAGCACGAAGACACCUUUGUAUAUCUGUCUGCUAUACAGGGCCUUGCCCUACUCUCAGAUGCACACCCUGAGACCAUCUUGCCUGGCCUGCUGGCUCAGUAUGACCGUGGCGGUGACAGUCGCACACCAGAGACUAGCCUGAAAGUCGGGGAAGUGCUCAUGCGCACUGUCAGGGCAUUGGGGGACAUGCUGUCCAAGUACCGAGAACCUCUGAUCCACACCUUCCUGAGGGGAGCAAGAGACCCAGACAGCACCCAUCGGGCUAGCAGCUUAGCCAACCUUGGAGAACUGUGCCAGCGACUAGACUUCCUACUGGGUCCUGUGGUCCAUGAGGUAACUGCUUGCCUGAUUGCAGUGGCUAAAACAGACCCCGAAGUUCAAGUGCGCAGAGCUGCCAUCCAUGUCGUCAUGCUGUUGUUUCGGGGGCUCAGCCAGAAAGCUACUGAGGUGCUGAGGGAUGUUCUCAAGGAUCUCUAUCGUUUGCUAAAGCAUGUAGUGCUUUUGGAGCCCGACGAUGUGGCCAGGCUUCAUGCCCAGCUGGCCCUGGAAGAGCUGGAUGAGAUCAUGAGAAACUUCCUGUUCCCACCCCAGAAACUGGAGAAAAAGAUUGUGGUCCUGCCAUAGACCUGGCUCUGAGAGUGACAGACAGCCAGAGCAGUGUCUGGGCCUCCCAGUAGGGGGGCCCCUCACAUCUUCUGCAUUGGCAAGAUGGCUGCCAUAGUGAUGGCCUUGGGUCUGGUUCUCAGCCUGGUUUUCCAAGAGCAUCUCUGUUCUGUAUCCCACCAAAACAUGAGCAGCAACAGAGAAAAGUUACAAGUCUCAGGGCC